CUGCCUGCGAAGGGCUCCAGCCAUGCCUUGAGUGAAGGGACCGGGGACAGUCCGGGAGGGCUGGCCGAGAGCUCUAGCACCGCAGCCCCCCUUCCCUUCCCUUCCUUCCCUCCCCCGGGCAAGGCAGGCAGGCAGGCAGGGAGCUAGCUGCUCCUGCUGCUGCUUCUGGUGGAGCGUUGCAGAGCGGAGCAGAGAGCGGCAGGCUGGAGGCAGCGCAGGUUCCCGGCGAGAAACUGGAGCCCGGGGCUUCUUUGGCUGGGAGCGCGCGGGGGAGGAGGAGGAGGAGGAGGAAGAGGGGGCGGCGGAGGAGCAGGAGGAGGCGGCGGCGGCGGCGGCGGAGGAAGCGUGCACUAUGCCUUUAACGCCUGGGUCCAGUAGUAGCCAUGCCUAGCGGGGUAGUGUAGUAGGGAAACUCUAGGCGGGGUUAAAGUUCAGCUCAUGGAGCUGAUCCGCGCGGGCUGCAGUUGGGCAGAGUUGGAAAUGUGAAAGCAAGAAGCAGGCUCGGGUCUCUUUUCCCCUCCCCUCUUUCUUUUUUUCCCUUCCUCUCUUCUCUCUCUCUCUCUUCUCCCCUCUCUCUCUCUCCCUCCCUCCCUCUCCCUCCCCUCCCUUUCUCUCUCUCUCUCUCUCUUUCCCUCCUCACACACCUCCAAGCCACAAAACCCCCCACAGCAAGCAUGUAUUCUCCUCUCUGUCUCACCCAGGAUGAAUUCCAUCCAUUCAUUGAAGCACUUCUUCCCCAUGUCCGAGCGUUUGCAUACACAUGGUUCAACCUACAAGCUCGAAAGCGAAAAUACUUUAAAAAACACGAGAAGCGUAUGUCAAAAGAGGAAGAAAGAGCUGUGAAGGAUGAAUUGCUGAGCGAAAAACCUGAGGUCAAACAGAAAUGGGCAUCCAGACUUCUGGCAAAGCUACGGAAAGACAUCAGGCCUGAAUACCGAGAGGAUUUUGUUCUAACUGUCACAGGGAAAAAACCUCCAUGUUGUGUUCUUUCCAAUCCAGACCAGAAGGGCAAGAUGAGAAGAAUUGACUGCUUACGCCAGGCAGAUAAGGUCUGGAGAUUGGACCUUGUUAUGGUGAUUUUAUUUAAAGGUAUUCCGCUUGAAAGUACUGAUGGCGAACGCCUUGUAAAGUCCCCACAGUGCUCAAAUCCAGGGCUGUGUGUACAGCCGCAUCAUAUAGGAGUUUCUGUUAAGGAACUCGAUUUAUAUUUGGCAUACUUUGUGCACGCAGCAGAUUCAAGUCAGUCUGAAAGUCCAAGCCAGCCAAGUGAAGCUGAUAUUAAGGACCAGCCAGAAAAUGGACAUUUGGGCUUCCAAGACAGUUUUGUCACAUCAGGUGUUUUCAGUGUGACUGAACUAGUAAGGGUCUCACAAACACCAAUAACUACAGGAACAGGCCCUAAUUUCUCACUCUCAGAUCUGGAAAGUUCCUCAUACUAUAGCAUGAGUCCAGGAGCAAUGAGGAGAUCGCUACCAAGCACUUCCUCUACCAGCUCUACAAAGCGCCUCAAAUCUGUAGAGGAUGAAAUGGACAGUCCGGGUGAAGAGCCAUUUUAUACAAGCCAAGGGCGGUCUCCAGGAAGUGGCAGCCAGUCAAGUGGAUGGCAUGAAGUGGAGCCAGGAAUGCCAUCGCCAACUACAUUAAAGAAGUCAGAGAAGUCUGGUUUCAGCAGUCCCUCGCCUUCGCAGACCUCCUCCCUUGGAACGGCAUUCACACAGCAUCAUCGACCUGUCAUUACAGGACCCAGAGCAAGUCCACAUGCAACACCAUCGACUCUUCAUUUUCCAACAUCACCCAUUAUUCAACAGCCUGGGCCAUACUUCUCACACCCAGCAAUCCGCUAUCAUCCUCAGGAGACUCUGAAAGAGUUUGUCCAACUUGUCUGCCCCGACGCUGGUCAGCAGGCUGGACAGGUGGGGUUCCUAAAUCCCAAUGGUAGCAGCCAAGGCAAGGUGCACAAUCCAUUCCUUCCUACCCCAAUGUUGCCGCCACCACCUCCGCCACCAAUGGCCAGGCCUGUGCCUCUGCCAGUGCCAGACACAAAACCUCCAACUACGUCAACAGAAGGGGGUGCUGCCUCUCCUACUUCACCAACCUACUCGACACCCAGCACCUCCCCUGCAAACCGAUUCGUCAGUGUUGGACCACGGGAUCCAAGCUUUGUAAAUAUCCCUCAACAGACACAGUCCUGGUACCUGGGAUAAAACUCACAGCUUCCCACCAUCCGCCAGACCGACCACCUGACCCCUUCCCAACUCUGUAACAUGGAAGCAGCCGCAGUGCAGUGCAGUUACUUCACCUCUGUGGAAGGGAAGAUGAACAGAUACUGACAGCAAACAACUGCUCAUAUUCAAAAAUGGCAAACGUUAUGGUUGAUCAACAAAGGCCAUAACAUUGUUCGGGGGCAUGGGGAGGAGGGGAAUUUUUUUAAAAAAAGAAGAACACCUUAGUGACCGGUGUAAUUUCUCGUAUGGUGCUGGAAAAGUUUGGGCUUCAUACUUUUUGAAGUGUUCAAUUGGUAGUGUAAGCAUUAGGGACACUGGGUAGUAGAGCUAGCCUUCUGGCUGCUUACUGACUUGCUGUUAUAACACUUUCCAUAUGGCGCCUAACUGUUUUACAGUAUUUUCACUGAUUUUUUCCCCAUACAGGUGUGAGAACUUCUUGAGAAAUCACAAGGAACACACAUAAAAGAUAACUUUUGUAGUAGCUGAAUUCUGCAAUAUAGAAUUUACAGGACAGACCUGGGGCUUGGGUUUUGUUUUUUGUUUUCUUUUUCUGUAAUAUAUCAAUUUUUUUAAAAAAAAUUACAGUCAUAAGUUAGUUAGAUAUGUGACAUGAAUCAUAAGAGCAUUAUCAACAGGUUGAUUUCCACCCAAGUUGCAGAGAAAUAUGAAAGAUCAACCUACCGCUGUUCACGUGAAAUAGAAAAAAGGUUUAAAUGCUGCAUUUACAUAAAAGCAUUUUGACGAUUUUCAACAAUGACAUAAAAUUCACAUGGAGAUGGGGAAGUUGGUCUGUUUUGAUAGAAACUGACAGAAGUCAAUCAAAACAAUCAAAUUUUGAAUUGAGAAAAGUGCAAUUUCAUUGGAUAGCUAAAUAUCUUUGUAAGAUAGAGAUUGUUGAAAAUUCUAUUUUUGUUUUCCAAGUCCUAUCACCCCAGGACUCUAAAUUAUUGGGGUAAAAAACAGCCUUGCAAGAAAAAAAGGGGGGAGCUAUUUUUGCUUUUUAUGUUUUUUAUUGUUAAACUUGUAUCCCUUUAAAAACUGAAGGAAAUUUAAAAAAAAAACAGAAUUUAAUGGUGCUUUUACCACAAUAUGUUAUCUACAUUAAAUGCUAAUUAAUCAUUUUCUGUUAUCAAAGCACAUAAUUAAAAUUAAAUCAUAAUAUCUGUUAAUUUUAUAAGCUAGAAGUCACUAUAAUAAAUUAUGCCAAUUCUGACAAAUCAUAUGUGUUUCCGGCAAUAUAGGGUAUUUCACUUCUCAAAAAACCUUGGACACAACCCAGAAGUAGGUAUGCUUAAACCUGUUGAAACAAGUGACUUUAAGCAUGCCUUACCCUGGAUUGGAUUGUGGCUCUUGAAAUAAUACAAGAGAGCUGUCCAGAAAGUAGAACACCUUUGUGUCCCUGAACUGGCCUUUUUUUUCCCCUGGACUGCAAAGGCAGCAAUACAGAAGCAAAAUGCUGAUUAUACAUCUUGUGCCAGUUCAAGGCAAGGACGCUUGCUUUUAAAAAAAAGAAGAGUGUGGACCCCAAAUGUCCUGUAUCUUAUGUACAAAAAAGAAAAAAAGGAAAAGGAAAAAAAUAGCAAAAAAAUGCAAGUGAUUUUUUUUCUAUCAGACAGCGGAGCACCCCUUUGCUUCCCAUGCAACUUUAAGAAGGUUUCCUAUAUUAUACAUAUAUAUACGUUCUGGUUGGCAAGUCUAGCUAAUCAGAGAAAGUCUCUGCAUGUUCUAGUGUUAGUAACUAAUUUUUAUAUAGUUAAUGUAGGGUAAAGUAGAGUGCAUUAAGACACAAUAUUGUAAUCCCUAAUCCAGGCACUUGCCUUUAAACUAUGUUUGUUCAGCCCUUCAGAAGGGUUUCUACUACUGUCCUAUACAAUCAAGUAAACUGAAUUUCUUGGGAAGACACUUUGCUCCUCAUCUUUUCCCUAAAACUAAUUUUUUUUUGUUUUGUUUUCUUGAUUUGCACGAAACAAAAAAAAAAUUCCAUAUCAAUGUGCCUUGCCCUGGAUAGCGAUUAUUUGUGGAAUUGUUGCACAUGUUCCUAUAUUGAAAGGGGUUUUUUCCCUAGUCAAGCAUUUGGAGACACUUUUUUGUAAAUGUGACUUUUAUGUCAGCCAUUGUCAGUUUCAGCAUCUUAGAACUGAGUAGUAUGUUAGUCGUUCCACAGAUAGGGGUAGUGUUUUCUUGUCCUGUACGGUCAGUGGCAGUGCUAUUCUAAGAUCUGUAGAUGCUAGAUUAUCAGUAUUUUUGAUGUUGCUGCAUUUUGCAUCUUAUUUGGAGUCUUCCUUUUGUUUUGUUUUUAAUUUUUUCCCAGAUAUAUGAAAAUAUGCAAUACCUGCUUAUAUCAUGUAGAAGAAAAGCUUAGCAAUUCUUAAUUUUUCUUUGACUUUUUUUUUUUUAUUUGACCAAAGUCGGUGCUGCAAUUGACGCAGUGUGUUUUAGGUGUUUGUCUUUGUACUUUUUUUGUUGUUGUGAUUUUUUGAAUGCACAUGCAGGAAGGGCUCUUCUUAGAGAAGCAGUCAAACUGUGAAGCACUAAGCUGAACCCUGCUUCAAGCAAUUUUUGUUUUACAACUGUUCCUUUCACAAGCAAGCCUUAAAAAAAAUCCCUUUUUCUUCAGAUCCCACACCCAUUUUUAUUAGCAGAUUGCAAUCAAUCCACAUUCAAUAAAAAGUAUAUAAUGCCCAUUUUUAUAUGCACGUUUUUAAACUUCCAAGUUCUGAAAAUUGUUUACUGGUUAUUCUCUAUUUAAAGAAAAAAAAUGUUUUGGAUUUUCAUAUAUGUCAAAUAAGUGGUUGAGUAGUCAUUUGCUCUGUUGUAUUGUGUGAUUGUUAGUAUUAUGGUAUCACAUCCACUAGCCAGCAUCUUUUGCCUUCCCUAUAGCACUUAGCAGGGCAUUACCUUAUUAAGACAUAUGUGCACUAAAAAAAUAAUAAUAAAAAUUAAAAAAAAAUUAGCAGCUUUCAGUGCUUCACAGUGAAGGGGGAAAAAAGCCUAGACAAACAUUUUGUCAGAACCUUGCUAUAAGCCAAGGUAUUACCAGUGAAUUGGUUGUAUAUACAACAAAAUUGCACCCUUUUUUUAAAAAUACAAACAAAGCAAACUAAGCAAUAGUUUGGGCAGAUAGUUGUUUUUAGUAAGCAUGUCGUAGUCAUGACCGCAAAGAGAGAGAAUCAAAGCUGCCCACUCAGAAGCGAUGUAAUUUGUAUGUUGUAUAGUUUUAUUGAUUACACUGAUUUAUUCUACCCUAUUUUAUAAUGCAGGACUUUUGUAAUGUUGUUUAAAUGAGGAAAAAUUUCUGUCAAAUUAGCUUAGUGGAAUUUCUGAUUGUUCGUUAUAAAGGCAGCAUUCAUAGAAUUGCUUUUUUUUCCCCUUUGGGAACUGGAUUUAAGUUUAAAACUUUCCUGUUUCCUUUUUGUAUGUAUUUAAAUACAGUUAUUUUUUUUUUCUUCUCUCAAUAGUAUAGCAUAUUCCUAUGCUUGAGAAGUAUAGGCUACUGAAGAACCAUUGUAAAUGGACAUUACAGAUAUGCUGUAUUUUUGAAGGUGUUUUAUCAUAUUAAGUUUGAAGAUGGUAAAGUUAGGAAAUUCUGGAUGGAAUUGCAGAAAACAAAUUGUUUUAAAGGCUUUAAAUGUUAGGUAGGCGGUCAGGGGUGUUUACCAACAGGGGUUGUAAAGUAUUAAAGACACUAAAUUAAAUCUUGGUUCCCAUUAUUAUCAUGCAGAAACACAGCAGUUCAGAUCUGUUCAGGUGUGGAGAACAAACAGAGUUUUAUUCCUCAAAGUAGAGCAGAGAAUGGAGAUCUGAGGGGAGACAACUGCAUGGGGUGUACAGUCUACAAUAGAGAAAUAAUCCUGGGUCACACUUAGCAAUCAGAUUCACAUGCACACUGCCCAUUUCAAAAUUGCAUUUCAUCCUUUGGGCAAACAACUUUUCUUUCUGAUCUUUUCUUUGAAAACCGACAGACGCACAACACCAACUUCUGCUCCCGUCUUCCACCUCACACAAAAUAAAAACAGUACCCCACUUGGAAUUGACACUACUAGAAAUGAUUUUGUUAUUCUCUUGACCCUUUUCAAAAUAGGACUCUAGCUUUUUCUUAUUCUGCACACCCCUGCAACAUUGUAAGCAUUCAUCUUAUUAUAUAUAUAUAUUUAAAAUGAUAGGCCAAUAUCACCCAUGAGUAUACCUUGUCUGUAUUGUGAACUCUCCUUCUCUUUAUAAAGUUAAAGAAUAAAGGAAUAGAACCUUUUUCUGCUCCACAGUAUUCAGUCAGCCCACAGGAAUAUGCAAAUCCCUCUGCCUAGUUUUCUUUCACUAUAUCCUUUUUGUUCCAUAUAUUUUGCAGCUUUGUAGUAACAGUGUUAACAUUCACCGUACACAAACAACAAAAACCCCAGAUACAUAACAUAAACCUGCUUUUUCUCCCAUUGUAUUUUUUUAUAAUAAUGUCACUUAUAUUAUACUUUGCAUUGUGUCUCUAGAAAUAUCUUCUUUUUUACUUUGGUAGAAGGCCUCCAUAGAACAAACACUGCAAACCACAACCAGCAUGAAAAUGGAAGGAGAGCUUCAAUGGCACCUAAAAGUAAUACAUCUUUCAUGAGAUCUAUUGGGGGAGAUCUCAUGAAGUGAACUCUGCCUACCAGGCAAGGUUUCCAUUAAAUCAAGCUUACAAAGCCAAUUUUGUCUUGAAGUCAAUGCAUGUAUUACUGUUUGACAGUAAAACCCGGCUAUGCCACCAUCAAGUCCAAGGCUGUGCAAUAGUCUAAUUAGUAUCGAGUACAUUUUCCUUUUAUUUUUUCCAAUAAAAAAGCAGUGGGAUGAAAAUUGCUUUGAUAUAUAGCAGGUAACAUUGAAGCUAUUCCAUAGCACUUAACUGUAGUGAAUACUGUGUCACCAAUUCUGAAAUCAAUUUAAUGUUUAAUGCAAAUCCAUUACAUGGUGCUAUUACAGGCUGGCAAAAUGAUUUACAAAAAUGUGACAACUUGGGCUCAAUUCACUCUGCUUUCCAACAAUGUAAAUGCAUAGCAGUGUUUAUCUGCAUGAGAACUAUGCACUAAUAUAAAUCUGAAAAAAGAAAGAAAUAUAUCAACUUUGGUAUCUAGUUUCCGUUUACUACAAUCCUUGCCUUUUUGGUCAUUAUUAUAAAUGCCAGCUUUAGGACAGAAAGAAAAUAUAAGAAAACCAGCAUAAUAUCUGAUAUAUUAAAAAUGUAGUGCCUGUGAAAUCUGUAUUAUAUUGCUCUUCUGAAGUAAGAUUUUUCUACACCAGUAGCCUUCGCUGUCUGUCAGAACCUUCUGAUAUAGGUGAUGUAAAAUAACCGUACAAUAUUAAUGCAUGCUAUUCCAUAAUGCUUAGUGAGCUGUAUGAAUAUUACUCAAAGUUAUGUUAGUCUUUUUUUUCCUGACUUGGUUCUUGUCAGAUAGGUUUAAAGAUAUUUCACUGAGAACACAAUUUCUGUUUUUUUCUUGAUUUGGGGUGUUUUCAGUAUUUUGGAGAUAUACAUUUAACUUAAAAUUCAGUAUUAUUUGUGGGGGGCAUUCUUUGUUCUUGAGGGCAGGCAUGGGGUUUGGAUUUUAAAAAAAAAAUCUCUGCCUGGUGCGGUUUUUUUGUUUUGUUUUGUUUGCUUAAAGCAUCCAUAAGAACUCUUAAGAGCUCGAUCUCAGAAGAAAAACAAGACAUCACGUUUCAAAGUAAGGGACAAUUCUCAAACUUGGAACUGACCUUGAAAGUGGUUUCUUAACGGACAAUAUUCAAACCAGGUACCCAUGCUUUGCCCUUCUUCACACCAGACCUCCUUACAUUAAAACAAACUGUUUAAGAACCUUUAAAAACCCAACCUCAUAUGGCUGUUUAGUUUCAUGCACUGUUGCAUUUUUUUUCCUUCAAAACUGUAUACACUUUGGGCCCGAUUCAUGAAUGGUCACUAGGCAUUAACAUAGAGUUUUGGUGUAUAAUUUUUAUCCAAAUUUGAGAACUUUUUAUUUCUAUCAAAGGCAAAUAUAACUUCAGCACAUUGUUGUUACCAGUAUUUCACCUGAUUUUCAUGUCCACCCGAGCACUACAAGGAGGCAGAACAAGAAUUUGUGGUCACCUUCACUUAUGUACAUUACUUGACAUGAAGGGAAGAAAUUCCUGUGGUAGUACUAAUUUGCCAAGAGCUUCCUUAAUUCUGCACUCUGCACAGAUAUAAGAGUUUUACUCUCUUGCUAAGCAAAAUAUCAUUCUCUUGGCCAUAGCAAAAUCUACUAGAUUUUGUUGAGGGGUUUACACUACUUUUUAUGACCUUCCCUAGUGCAAAGCAGUGUGAGAGAAAACAUUUACAAGUCAGUAUUCACUAGAUAUUUCCUUAUUCAAUCGUGCCACUCAAUCAUUGAGUGGCAAGCCUCAGAUCAGUGAACUAUUUUUUUUUUCCCAAAUAGAAAGCAAGAAAUCUGGUCUAGAUGAAAAGAGCAUUUGUGGAAAACCUGGGGAGUGAGAAGUUUGACAAUUCAGUGUAGAGGAAUCAUUUCAUCUCAGUGUGAUCUUAGAGAGCACAAGCAUUAAACAACGUGGCUAAGAGGACAGUCUCUCACCUGUACCUCACUUUUCUUGCUGCUAUAAGAAGGCAGGAAAUUGUGGUUUUGCAGUUAUUUUGCAGAAUUGUAAAAUAUGAUAUUGUGAGAAAGUCCUCAAUAUACAUACUGUUGGCUUCUUUGCACAAUUAGGGAUUUACUGGCUCACUUCCUCAGUUCUAUCAGAUAAUCUUCAUUACAUUUUUCAAUUUGGUGAAACAAAAGCAUUUCCAAUAGGUAUGGGAAAGAUCUGCUACAAAAUCACUUAACCCUUGUGUUAAUACCCCUAUGUCUCCACUUUUUAUGAAUCGGGCCCCUCGUGCCUCUAGAAUCCUUGUAUUGACUCAUAGUUACCGUUUUAGUUUUACUGUGUUCUGUAAAAAUUUGCAAUUGGUUGAGAAUCACUGUGGGCAUCCAUUCUUUUCUUUUUUUUAAACUAAAUCUCUGCAGGUUUUUUGAGCUGGUGUGGAUUAGUUUAACACUUGUAUUCAACCAUUAGUGCUACCACCCUCUCACAUUACAAUACGAUUACUGGAAGCAAGUACUGCAUUUCCUAUGCAACAAAAAAGGAAAAUAAAAAAUUGCUAAUGCUAA
Messenger RNA from Sceloporus undulatus (fence lizard), 9370 nucleotides. RefSeq names its product nuclear factor I A (gene NFIA). The transcript has 11 exons. Gene Ontology annotation, cellular component: nucleus. Gene Ontology annotation, biological process: regulation of transcription by RNA polymerase II. Bases 675 to 2204 code for a protein of 509 amino acids. The record is from RefSeq and is a predicted model, not a curated record. NCBI's taxonomy places the organism in Eukaryota, Metazoa, Chordata, Lepidosauria, Squamata, Phrynosomatidae. Gene Ontology annotation, molecular function: DNA-binding transcription factor activity, RNA polymerase II-specific; RNA polymerase II cis-regulatory region sequence-specific DNA binding.